CACCAUAGUCGAUGCCGCCUACACUCAGAAGACAAGCUAAGCGCCAUCGCCAGUCCAGUGGACCCGUGCGGUCCAACACAACGCUUUCUCAAACGACAACGCUCCCGUAUGUUCCAGCAGUCAACUCGUCGCUGCUCAAUUUCGUCGAUGCUUCAAUUUCGUCGAUGCUUCUACUUCUAUUCUAGUAAAUUGGAACUUCCCACGUUCGAUGGAAACAUCCUUGAGUACCCAGAAUUUUCGUCUCGGUUUGCCACGUUAGUCGGCAAUAAGGUUCAACUCGAUGACACGACAAAAUUUUCCUUGUUGAAAUCUUGUCUGCGAGGUCGUGCUCUUCACGCGAUACAAGGACUCUCCAUGACUCCUAACAACUACAAGAUCGCUAUGGACAUCCUCGCCACCCACUUCGACGACAAAGUGACUAUGAAACAUAUCCUCUACACGAAGUUGUCACAACUACCGAAUUGUGACCAGGAAGGUCGCAAUCUUCAAACUCUGUACAACCAAAUGUUUGCUCUAGUUAGGCAGUUUGCUGAAGACGGAAAUGACUCAAACGAGACCGGUUUAGGAGCAAUUCUGCUUAACAAACUUCCUGCCAGAGUACGUAGUCAGAUAUAUGACAAGACAAACAAUAGCCACAACCUCUCCCCGACCGAACUGCUACACUUGCUCACCGAUAUAGUCCGUAAAGAAGCCGCACUAUCAGAGAUUGAUUAUCACGCAUGCAUGAACCGUUAUCCUUCAAGUCACGAGCUUCAAGUGGAGUUCCGGUCGAAGCCUCAGCACUUUUCAUAUUCAACACAGAAGAGAAAAGAAUGUUCCUUUUGUCGAAAUUCCGAUCACACCUCUCUCGUCUGCGACUCCUUCCCGACCCCGCGUGAUCGAACUCGUCGAGUAGAACAACUACGUCUAUGUUACAACUGUCUCUCCAGUCAACAUGGUUCUAAGGACUGCACAUCCAAACAAUCCUGUAGAUUCUGCGCCAAGCGUCAUCACUCAUCGCUGUGUCCUAAAUGCUCUAAUGUGUCUAAUCCAGGAAGAGAGAUUCCGCAACCUGGCCACUCCUUCGCCCCUAACCCCUCCUCGUUCCGAACUCACGAGCAGUUUGUUAGUGUUUCACCAAAAGAAACGACAAACAACCCUCAUCAACAAGAGGACAAUAUCAUCCCAAUAGUUAGCAGUCCCUCCCAUCAGAAUCGAAACAUACGCUCACAAGCCACACUCAUGUGCACCUCCGUAGCCCUCUUUAAUCCUGCAAACUCUUCAAAGACAACAGCUGUUACUGCAUUUUUCGACUCAGGUUCCACCCAGUCGUACAUCACAGACGAACUAGCACGAGUCCUCGACCUCCAGAAUAUGUUAUCCGAAGAGAUCUCUGUGUCAACAUUUGGCACUACGACUCCUCUCCGACUGAAAUCUCGAAAUCACGUCGUUGGCAUCAAGACAGAGAAAGGAGAGAAGCACCUUCAAGUGAAAUCUUUGCCCACCUUAACGGGUCAUUUGAGACAUGCACACCCCGAUUCUAAUGCGAAGAACGGAAACGUUACGAUAUCGUCAUGCAAGCCAUCUAUAUUGAUUGGAAAUGAUUACUUUUGGGACAUCGUCCUAUCAGAUGAUUUCUACUACGAAACACUGCCGAACGGCUAUCGUAUGCUUCACACCAGUAUCGGCAACAUUCUUGUAGGCAAGUCUUUGAAUCUGAAAAGUAUUGCAACUUGCACUUCCUUUCAUGCAGAAGGCGAUCUCAACAAUCCAGUACUCCACGACGAACUUUCUGAACUUGUUCAAAAUUUUUGGAAACUAGAAGCAGUAGGAAUAAUGGACGAUCCUACUCGAAAGGAUGACGCUGUUUGUCUCCAGUUCUUCAAUGACACUAUCGAAUACAAUCACAAAGAAAAUCGAUAUGUGGUCAAACUACCUUUCAAAUACGAUGCAACACAGUUACCCGACAAUUUCAAAUUAGCCUUCUCGAGACUUUCCAGCUUGCUCAAGUCAUUGAGAAAUAACGUGUUCCACGGCGUCAACAAUGUUGCCGAAGGGAAGUCGUUCUUCGCCGACUCCAAAGAAUUGUUCCGCCAAGCAGGCAUGAACUUGAGAGAAUACGCCAGCAAUUCUUCAGAACUAAACAAGCUUUUUGAAGAAGAAGAAGGUAGAAGUAUGGCGCAAACACAAAAACUUCUCGGCCUCCGAUGGAACACUCUUACCGAUGAGCUGUUUAUCAGCCUCCCACGAAAACCACCAGAGCAAACCAAAUGGACGAAACGGAAGGUGCUGAAAGAAGUAGCCAGCAUCUAUGACCCGCUGGGUAUACUCUCACCAGUCACUCUCAUUGGAAAACUCUUUCUUCAGUCACUGUGGAAAUAUGAACAGAGAUGGGACGACGUACUUCCUGAUGAAUUGGCCUCCCAAUGGCAACACAUAAUUAACACUUGGUCCGAUCACACAUUGAACCUCAACCGCCUCAUCGUUGAAACAGGGCCAACCACGACAUCAGAUUUCGAUCUUCAUGUAUUUACAGAUGCGUCCGCAAACGCGUAUUGCGCAGUGGCAUACCUAGUUCAACGCCGUCAAAGUUCUCCUCACAAAGUUUCGAUCUUGAUGGCAAAGUCGAGGCUGGCUCCACUUCAUCAAUCUAUAACCAUACCCCGCCUAGAGUUGUCGGCUCUCACUAUCGGUUCUAAACUGCUUACGUUUCUCUCUACGCAGCUAGACCUGGAGUUGCGACGAAAGUUUCUGUGGACCGACAGCACUGUUGCCCUUAGGUGGACAAACACUGAUAAAACAGUGCCAGUGUUCGUUCGUAACCGAGUAAAAACGAUUCGAUCACUUACCUCAGACGUCAUUAUGCGUUACGUCCCGACGGAAGACAAUCCAGCCGACAUUGGCUCUCGUGGAUCCAUAUUCACAGAAUUACAAGCAAUGACAAAAUGGUGGAGUGGUCCAGAUUUUCUGAAGCUGGAAGAAGCGGCAUGGCCUUCUUCCACAAACAGUACAACUACCGAGCUGUUUCACGCGGAACUAUCAGAGGAUAUGCCUCAAAAAACGAGUAAUGAGAGUGCAGAACAUGGCUGUCAUCCUGCCAUCUCCUCCAACUCAACACCACCAUUGAACCUGCAUUUGGACACCUUCCGCUUCAGCACAUGGAAUUCCCUGCUAAAAACGGUAUUCUUGAUCCUACGCUUCUUCACCACAAUGUCUCCGAAAGCUGCUUCACUCUUCGGUCGUCAUCAUGCAGUACUCCGUGCAAGAGCCGAACGAGUACUAUUUCGAUUGGCCCAAUCCCAAAAUCCCCCCAGUCCCGAAUUGAUCCGCCAACUCCACUUGUUCCAGUGUCCGAAGACGUACCUUUGGAAAUCUCAAGGACGCAUCGACAAUAGUGAUCUCCAUCAAGAUACUAUCACUCCUGUGUUCCUUCCCAGUACAAACCGCAUUACCACUCUUUUCAUACUCCAUACCCACUCCGAAGGCAACCACUGCGGUCUCAAUCACACGCUAACUCAGCUACGGCAGCGCGUUUGGAUCCCAAAGGGAAGAGCAACCGUCAAAAGAGUUCUAAGAAACGAAUGCUUCUAUUGCAAACGUUAUACCGCCAAACCUUUCACCCUCCCUCCAUUCCCGCCUCAUCCUUCUCUUCGAGUUACGACACCGCAAUAUCCCUUCCAAAGUGUAGGCAUGGACUUCUUUGGACCGAUGCUUUACCGCAACUCCGACGGAAUGUCCUCAAAAUAUUGGGUUCUUCUCUUAACGUGUCUCAAUACACGUGCGAUAUAUGUGGACGCGGUUCUCGAUAUGACCAGUGUCACAGUUCUUCAUGCCUUGCGGCGCUUCAUAGCAACUAUUGGAUGCCCCAGCUUUAUAUUGUGCGACAACGCCCUGUCCUUCAAAGCCAUUGCAAAAUGUUAUUCGUCACUCCCUUGCCCCGAAGUUGACGAUGAUAUCUUAGACUACUGCACAAAAAGGCAACUACAGAUCAAGUUCAUUCCCAGCCUAAGUCCUUGGCAAGGAGGUGCCUACGAAAAAAUGGUCGAUAUUUUCAAGAAAUCAUUCAUGCACAUCAUUCGAAAUCGACUGCUUAAUAUAGAAGACGUUAGGACACUGCUGAAAGAAACAGAAGCAAUAGUGAACACUCGACCCUUAACGUACAUCACCGAUGACAUUGAUUGUUUCCCGUUAAGACCGAUUGACUUCCUGCGACCGUACGCUCAGCUCGCCGGACCCAGUCCUCAAGAAUACUCCGACGAAUGGAUUCCAGUCUCAACUACACGAGAGACCCUUGCGGACGAGUGGAUUCGUACGUCAGAACUGUUGUCAGCUUUUUGGAAAAGAUGGAACUCAGAAUACCUCACCUCGCUAAGAGAGCAAUACAAAGACGAACACCUCAAACCACGCCGCCGAAACAAGGAGAUAUUCGUACUCAUCCAGGACCCGCUCCUCAGUCGUGGCCAGUGGAAGAUGGGAGAAGUCAUCGGAUCUCGAGACAAUUUCCUGCGAUCAGUCGAAAUCCGACUCCCUUCAAAAGCUAUUAUCACACGCCCUAACAAUAUGGUCUACAAACUAGAAGUCCAUCCAUCUUCUUCACAACCAUCGUCAACACCGUCUCAACGGAUAGCGACAGGAGAAUCUGAACAUCCGAUGGUGACUAGAUCAAAGGCACGGCAACAAUCUCCAUUCACACAGCUA
This is a messenger RNA of Ostertagia ostertagi, 4677 nucleotides long. The record is from the annotation of a GenBank genome assembly. Lineage: Eukaryota; Metazoa; Nematoda; Chromadorea; Rhabditida; Trichostrongylidae.